AUGGCGCCAGCCAGUUACCGGAUCCAGAUGGCGGACCGUGUUCGGGAAUACCGGCGCCGACUGCGAGUGGCGGGCUCAGAAGCGCCCGCCGACUCUCGGGAUGACGUCAGGCGGCACGUGCAGAGCGGGCUGCAAGCACUGCAGCGCACCUCGGACAGUAUAGCGCGGUCGCAGCAGCUCUCGGCCGAGACGGACCAGGUGGGCGCCGAGGUCAUCUCCGACCUGGGCGUGCAGCGCGACAGCCUGCAGCGCACGCGCGACCGGCUGGCCGACACGGACGCCGAGCUGGGCCGGUCGCAGCGCCUGCUGCGCACCAUGUACGUGCGCGUCAUCUCCAACAAGGUGCUGCUGGUGGCCAUCAUCCUGCUCGAGCUGGCCGUGCUCGGUGCUGCCAUCUACCUCAAGUUCCUGAAGAAAAAAUGAGCUGGCCGGUGGGCCAGCGUAUCGGGGAAGUCAGUGUACCGGCCCGCCUAGUCGCUGUUCGCGCCGAAUGAUACAAUGUUAGGCUGCUUUACUAGCAGUGGUGCAUCAUGUCUUUUGCAUUGGCUCAAGUUGCAGGUAUAUCUGGGCAACGCAUAGUGUACACGACGUCGUGUUCUGUGUAAGUGCUGCUGCAGUUCGUAUCGAACACUGAUGUUUUAUCGUGAAGUGCGGUUUGUCAGCAAGAGUUGUGAAGGCGUAGAUGCAUUCUAGCUAUUGGACUUCGUAACGACAGCCGGAACGCAGCUGAUGCUGUAAGGUGGUCGAGAUGUAGGUACAAGACAUCCUUCGUCCUGCAUCUUGAUGCCUGUUACCAGAAAGGCUGUUCUUUGUUCUGUUGGGACGCUGUGUUCUUGUCUAUUUUCUGAGGUCGUUCGUGUAAGAAGUUGCAGGCAAAUCCUUGCAUCUGAUACUGGUCCGAACACAGAAGACUCGAAAUUCACCGAGAUGGGAUUAAUCGUGAACUUGUAAUCCAGUUGAUCGUAAAUUUGCACUCCAACAAGCCCUUUCUAGAUCUCAGUCGCACAGAAGGCUUGUUUGUACAAAACAGCUUUUGUCUCCCAGUGCUUUUGCAGAUCAAAGCCUUGUUACCUUCCAAGGUUAAUGCGAUUUGGGUAGAAAAUAUACAGUAUUUUAUCCU
Messenger RNA from Pollicipes pollicipes, 1120 nucleotides. RefSeq names its product vesicle transport through interaction with t-SNAREs homolog 1B. Gene Ontology annotation, molecular function: SNARE binding; SNAP receptor activity. Gene Ontology annotation, biological process: vesicle fusion with Golgi apparatus; intra-Golgi vesicle-mediated transport; regulation of protein localization to plasma membrane. NCBI's taxonomy places the organism in Eukaryota, Metazoa, Arthropoda, Thecostraca, Pollicipedomorpha, Pollicipedidae. The record is from RefSeq and is a predicted model, not a curated record. Gene Ontology annotation, cellular component: endoplasmic reticulum membrane; SNARE complex; ER to Golgi transport vesicle membrane.